AUGUCCAACGACGCUCGUAAGAAAAUUUAUAAAAAUGCAGGACUUGAUAGUGAUGAAAUACGUAAGCGACGUGAAGAUCUUAAUAUAACACUACGAAAGCAAAAACGCGAAGAGCAACAUUUCAAACGACGAAACUUAGCUAGUAGCGAUGAACAAGAGACGCCAGCAUCAUUUGGUGUGCCUACUGCUGGUACCUCGCCAACAGCACCUACUGAACCAGCUAUUACUAGUCAAAUGGCAGCUGCAUUAUAUAGUAAUGAUGCUCAACAGAUGCUUGAAACAACGAUACGUUUCCGAAAAUUACUUUCAAAAGAACCUAAUCCACCUAUUGAUGAAGUAAUUACAGCUGGCAUAGUUCCUCGUUUCGUUGAACUGUUACGCUUUCAACACUUUCAAAUUCAGUUUGAAGCAGCAUGGGCUUUAACAAAUAUUGCAUCGGGCAAUUCAAGUCAAACAAAAUAUGUUAUUGAUGCUGGUGCUGUACCUAUUUUUGUUCAGCUAUUGAGCAGUGCAAAUGAAGAUGUUCAGGAACAGGCUGUUUGGGCUCUUGGUAACAUUGCUGGUGACAGUCCUGAGUGUCGUGACUACGUUCUCGAUACUGGUAUCCUUCAACCGUUGUUGAACAUUUUUACUCGCAAUACUCGUUUGACGAUGGUACGUAAUGCUGUCUGGUGUUUAUCGAAUUUAUGUCGUGGCAAGAAUCCAACAGUUGAGUUCAAUAAGGUUGCGCCAGCGUUGCCAGUACUUAAUCAACUUCUACAUAAUAUGGAUGCUGACGUCUUGGCUGAUACUUGUUGGGCUAUUUCAUAUUUAUCUGAUGGACCCAAUGAAAAAAUUCAGGCUGUCAUUCAGAUUGUUGACGUUCGACGACUCGUGGAAUUAUUAGCGCAUCCGGUUUUAAAUGUUCAAUCAUCAGCCUUACGAGCGGUCGGCAAUAUUGUUACUGGUGACGAUCAUCAAACUCAAGCCAUACUUGAUGCUGGUGUUCUUCCUCACCUUUUAACGUUACUGCAAAGUCAAAAAGAAUCUAUAAAAAAGGAAGCAUGCUGGACAUUAUCCAAUAUCACAGCUGGUGUCCAAGCUCAAAUUCAGGCUGUUAUCGAUGCCAAUAUAAUUCCAUCGUUACUUAACAUUCUCAAACAUGGUGACCAUAAAACACGAAAAGAAGCUGCUUGGGCCGUUACCAAUGCAACAUCUGGUGGCACACCCCAACAAAUCAAAUAUAUUAUCGAUCAAGGUGUCAUUCCUCCCUUGUGUGAAUUAUUAAGUGUUGCCGACGCGAAAAUAAUCCAAGUUGCUCUAAAUGGUCUCGAUAAUAUUCUUAAAUUAGGUGUUAACGAAGCUAAACAAACGAAUGGUCCAAAUCCGUAUACAAUUAUGAUCGAAGAAUGUUACGGUUUAGAUAAAAUCGAAUAUCUCCAAAGUCAUGAAAACAUUGAAAUCUAUCAAAAAGCUUUCCACCUAAUUGAAACAUACUUCGGCGUUGACGAAGACGAGAACGUUCCUGCCCAAGGAGAAUCGCGUCCGUUUGAGUUUGGUACAUCAGCUGCAUCGACGGCAAUGAAUGGACAAACGAAUGCCACUAACCCACAAGGUCAAUUCCAAUUUUAA
Messenger RNA from Adineta ricciae, 1611 nucleotides. The record is from the annotation of a GenBank genome assembly. Lineage: Eukaryota; Metazoa; Rotifera; Eurotatoria; Adinetida; Adinetidae.